Drosophila busckii is the source of this 1932-nucleotide messenger RNA. RefSeq names its product CLIP domain-containing serine protease 14D. The transcript has 7 exons. Lineage: Eukaryota; Metazoa; Arthropoda; Insecta; Diptera; Drosophilidae. Gene Ontology annotation, molecular function: serine-type endopeptidase activity. Gene Ontology annotation, biological process: proteolysis. The record is from RefSeq and is a predicted model, not a curated record. Bases 293 to 1822 code for a protein of 509 amino acids.
UCGGAGCUGUAAUAAGCGCUUGCUCUGCUGCAGCCGCCGUCGCUGUCGCUGUCGCAGCCUCUGUCUGACAUUGCUUUGCAUAUGCUUCUGAUAUAACGCAAGAACAACAGCAAAAGCUCCGCGCUGCUGUCGAAAUGGAAAUUGAAAUAAGAUAUACUCACAUAUUGAACCAAUUUAUUUCAAUUUUAUUUCGCACCUCGACGGCAAAAGUUGUGAGCGCGUCUAACGUUCCAUGAUAGGCAACGUAUUGUCAGUGUGUGCAUGUUAAAUAAUUAAAUCGAGAAAAUUGAAAAUGCAUUUAAGUUUCCUGCGCAUUAUAAUCUCCUUAUCGCUGUGCCUGCAGUUUGCUUGCCUUGUCAGCUCUGGCGCUAGCUCCAGUCCCUGCCAUUGCAUACUCAUCAAGGACUGCGCGCCCUUUGUACAUUUGCUGCUGCAUCAUCAACCUGAAACACGUAAUGCGGUCUUUUCCACUGUGCAUGCUGCUGGCUGUGGCUUUCACGGACUUGAGCCGCUAGUCUGCUGUCCGCAGAAUUUGGCGUUGUCAUUGCACAUGCCUCGAGCUGCGCCGCCCAAAGAGCGCUGGAGCUGGGGUAGCGCUCAGCCGAGGAGCGGUCAAGUCAAGCAGCGCUCGAGCCAUAGCUUCAAAAGAUUUGUUGCAAAAGAGAUGGAAAUGCAUCUGCUCGACUACAUUGACUUUAAUGCGCAACGUAAUUGUCCUCAGCCUCUAGUGGAUGAUGACGACGAGCAUCAUUUCGACGGUUAUCACUAUUCAUUUGAUAUUGAGCAUGCGCUAGCAUCAGAAACGUCACGUCCAGAACCUGAGGAUAAGCCCUUUGUAUUUCCUGGUGACUUACGCUUUCAGUCCAACAUUAGCACAAAAAGCGAAGGCGAGCUUAUGGCUGCUGCCAGCCAAGAGCAAGCUACAACCAACGCAUCCACAGCCAAGCCUACAGCAACACUAACAACACCAACGAAUCCUCCAGAUUGUGGCGUCAGUCUCAAUACACGCAUUACUGGCGGCGAGCCGGCACAGCCUGGGCAGUAUCCAUGGUUGGCAAGAAUCGCGUAUAGAAACCGCACAAAUCGGCGCAUUACUUAUCGCUGCUCUGGCUCGCUGAUAUCUAACAACUAUAUUAUAACAGCAGCGCAUUGUGUUGUCAAUCUGGUUAACGAUCUGGAGCUAUUUCAGGUACGCAUAGGAGAUGAUGCGCCCAGCAGUCGAGACUGUGUUGUAAGCGCUGCUAAUUGCACAAACCCAAAUUUAUUUGAUGUAGCUCGCGUGCUGGUGCAUCCCAACUACGAUCAGCCAAAAUAUGCCAAUGAUAUAGCUUUGCUUAACUUUAAAAAUAGCGGCAAUACAUUUACGCCAAUUUGCUUACCCUUGAACACUACGGCAAUGCUUGCGGUUAGAUUGAUUGGGCAAAUUGGAAUUGCGGCCGGUUGGAGCACAACCACUGCGGAAAAUCAAACAACAAAUGCCAGGGAUAUGAGCACGUCGGUGAGAUUUCUCAGAUUGCCCAUAGUGAACACGACUACUUGUGCUAUAAGCUAUGCCAGCUUCAGUGAGAACUUCCAGCAGCCGAUUGUCAUAACGCCAAAUCAUCUGUGCGCUCAGGGCCAGCCCAUGAACGAUGUUUGUCGCGGCGACAGCGGUGGACCAUUCAUGGAUGACGGCACUUCGGGACUGCUCAAUGCUGAUGGACGACACACGCUGCUGGGCAUUGUGGCGUUUGGGCCUACGCUAUGCGGCGUUACUACGAUUCCAGGCGUCUACACUGCCGUUAGCUCUUAUAUUGAUUGGAUAUUUGGUAGCAUAGCAUAAACAGCAGCUGCAGAAGAGGCACAAAUGUUUCCAAAGCUUACAAAGACGCCAAAGGCUAUACGUAAUAAAUUGAUAAGUAACUUAGCGUUUGUUUGGCGUUUAAUAAAUAG